This is a messenger RNA of Mesorhabditis spiculigera, 975 nucleotides long. The record is from the annotation of a GenBank genome assembly. NCBI's taxonomy places the organism in Eukaryota, Metazoa, Nematoda, Chromadorea, Rhabditida, Rhabditidae.
AUGAGCUCCGGAAACGCUGGGCACGCCUCGCCGGCGCACUCGGCCGUCCAGACGGCCCACUCCGACUCGACGGCCAGCCUUAAUGUACCUACGGCCGCCUCGAUCUCUGCCCAAUCGCUGCACCAAAUCGGCAUCGUCAAGUCGGCCAAGGCGUCACCCAAGCCGAUACCGCCCGACUUCCUCGGCCAGGCCAUCGACGGCACGCACUUGACCAAAUUCGUGCAAUCGCGCCCGUCGCGCGAGUACGAGGCCGACCCGGUGACGCUGCUCUCCUGCUCGUCGGGCACGCUCUCCUGCGACACGCUGCUUGCCCCGAACCUUGGCGAAUGGCACCGCAAGAUUCGGAAAGCCGAGAAGUUGAAGCUCAAGUCGCAGGUGCCGCUCCAGAAGUUGGAGGAGGUCAACCUGGCCGCCGGGGACGGGCCUCAGCCCCGCGUCUACGCUGUCACAGAUGAAAUUCAUGAUGCUGUCGCACGCCGGAUGCGAAAACAGGUGGACGGGAUGAAGCACGACAAGCGCGCCAUCCACUACGCGCCCGGCGAGAAGGAAGACGUCGCCGGGCUCUUCCACCAGCAAUGGGACGCCGCCCUCGACGAGCUGUGGGCAGCCCCCGAACUCGACGGCUUCUCCAUGCAGGCCACGAUCCGGGAGGGCGGCGCGGCGCCUUCAAUGCAGAUCCACCUGAAACGCCGCAACGUCAUCGCCGGCGACGUUGAAUCGAUGGAGCAGCGCUUCGACGAGGCCCGCAUGGCUGCCUACCACAAGAAGGCCCGCCGUACCCUCGAUCGUCGCAUGGAGCCGCCUUUGCCCCCCGAUGAGCGCAUCGGCUUCCGGCGCGCCCUCGGGCCCGAUGAGGUGAUGUCGCUGUCGUCGGUGGGCCCGUCGCAGCUGUCCACGGCUCGCAUGAUUGGUGAAUCCGCCGUUCACAUGGCCUCGAUGAUCGCCGGCGAGCUGUUCGGCAAGGCGUUCGGAAUG